AUGUGUUGCGUUCCAGCUGCCAUAACUUGCCUGUCUGAAAGGUUAAAAGUCAAGUAUGUAGUCUUUAUUUUUGCUGACCUUUUAUAGACCUUUUUUUGCGCAUAGCUUUGUGUGACAGGUUAAUGCGGUUUCGUACAUUCAGAACGUCCUUAACAAGUUAUUUCAGUUCUGACCGCAACUUUUGUUCCUUCCGUCUUCGAUGAGAGUUGAAAUAUUUUCAGGCAUAAAAUAUUUUGCUUCGACACCCUAUCCCCUUCCUCUUUGUUCUCUUUCCCCAUUCUGCAUGUUCCCGGGUUUUGUUUGAGUUUCCACGCCAACUUUCAAGGAAGUAGGAUGCCAGUACGAGCUGCUGUGUAAUGGUAGAAGGAGAGGUGGUUUGGGAAUAAGAGUCGGAACAGAAGAUCCAUGCACGCAGUGAGAAAGAAGAGAGAUUCAAAGGCUCGAAGGAAAAAUUGAUUACAAAAGAGACAAAUUUUCUUGAACUUUAUCUCUAACGUAGAUCGCAGGAUCUAGUUCGCACACUCUUCGCCUGUGUUUCUCUGUGUGUGCCCUGUAUUGUAAGACUGUAAUUAGAAUAUAUGCAUGCGUGACAGCACGUGUGUAUGGAUGUGCACACUCGAGGACGAAUCGUAGAGACACCUUAUCUCAACGACUGCAGGAAGCGUAGGGGAUCCAUUUUGAGCUGCACUCACGUUACUGAGACGGACUCAACUGUUAAGUUUUGCAGAGGCAGGCCUGGGCCAAGCAUCUACCCAGCAGCCUUGAGAGCUGGUGGUAAGGUCAUGUGAUCAGGCCUGGCUAAGGCCGAUCAAGGCCUUAUCAUCACUGGUCAGCUGGCUGGAGCAGAAUGCCACACCCUGACCGAGAUGGGCGGCUUUGUGGAUUCCUUAACAUCGAGGAGACAGAGAUGAGCGGCAGCUUCUACCGCCGCUAUUUCAUCCUUGACAGUGCCAACCGAAAGUUUGCUUACUACAUGGACAGCCCAUUGAGCCUGCCAGAAUCAUGGAGGAAUCCAGUGGGUGAAAUCUAUUUGCAGUAUAUCAAUAAGGUUGGUGAUGCCAGAAAGAUGAGACCAAAAGUGCCGCAUUGCUUUGUUGUCAGUGUCGCGGGACGGCAGUACUUUCUACAAGCUGAAGAUGACCAUAGCAUGGAGGAGUGGAUUGAGGCUCUCAAUAAUGCCAGCAAAAUCACAGUCCCGCGACAUGAACGGACAUACCAAGGAACUGAGUGGCAUGCUGGUGACCUGAGCCAGACAGGUUAUGUCACAGAAAUUAUUGGAGGUGUUGUCUGCAAGAUGCCAAUGCAGAUGCCUGAAGAUGUGGACAGUGAGACAGAAGAUGAUGAAUCUCGAUCAUCAUCUUCUGGAAAGAUUUCCCCAUCGAGUUCUGUUUCUCGACAUCUAAAUGCCCUUGGGCGGGAAUGUAGCAGUGCAGAGCAUCACAAACCAAUCACAUCAAAUACAGUUACACCUAUCAGAGCAGGCUAUGCUGUGAAACAGGGGGCUGUGAGAAAAAGUUGGAAAAGGCGAUACUUUAUACUUCACGAGCAAGGACUGUCAUACUUCAAAGCAGAACAUGACAAGCAUGCCAUCAGAACUAUACACACUGUAGACAUCUUAGAAGCAAAACAAGCAGAAGGAACGAACCUUAACAGAGACAACUUGUUUGAAUUAAUUACAAGUAAACGAAUAUUUUAUAUACAGUGUGAUUCACCAGCAGAUAUGCAGGGCUGGAUUGAUGCAGUGCGCUUAGCAGUUCGAACCAGGAAGUUGGAAGAGCGAAAGUCAAUGCAGGAGGCAGAAGGAGGGCAGCAUGUGGAACCAGACCUUGGACACACAUACCCUGAUCCAAUCUGGGUUCACAGCCGUUCGCCACGGGAGGGCCGUCUAGGAAGACAGAAGAAGAAGACUUGGUCUUUAUGGUGACAUGCAUCUCUACAGAAGUGACAUUUUCCCCUCUACCGCGACCCGCCAUGUUCAUUUCGUUAUCACUAUCAUUAUGAUCGCAUGGAUUCGUGAUAUGACUAACUUAUUUGUGUGUGAUGUGCCCUUCGCUGAGUACAGCCAGUUACGCACAGCAACAUUUAUUAUUAUUAUUACUUUUAUUUGUUCGCACGAUGCACCAAGUGUUGGUGGCGCCCUAGAGAACUCAGUGCAUUUCUUGGUCUGCCUGGCCUGCUUCGCUGGAAUAGCUGCUCUCGGUGGCCAUGCUAACAGUGUCUGUGUGCUUAGUCUUCGUGCUGUUGUGACCUGAUUACAGGAAGAUGUGAGUGUAUGUGUGAGGGAGGGAGGAUGCCGACACGAUUUCACCGCGAACCCAACCACUGGAAUCUCAAAGAGGAAGUCGCGCCGCAAAAGAUUUCGACAGAACUCACAGCCUGUGGACGAUUUCCAAACAAUAGGAUUGGCUCGUGCGGCUCAUCCUUGUAAAAGAUGGUGGGACGUGAAAGGCAGUAUUUUACCAAAAGACUUUUAAAUGUGACGGGAAACGAGAUGUGUGCUGUUGAGUGGGCUUUACUCCGAGAUGUCUAGAUGCCAUUUUCAUUUUCAGCUAGAGUCGUGGAGCUUGGACGAGAAAACAAAACGUGGGCGAAUGAAAAGCAAAACGUGACACUUGAAACACUCGACACCUGUGUUCAUUCUUGGUUCUCAUGAAGAGAAAACGGUUGCAAGGAGACGGAUUUCUCGACUCGUGAUGUCUUUCAAGUCGUGCCAUUAACCAUAGCAAAUUUUGAACCACGUGGGAAGCAUGCUUAUUUACUUUUGCCUGCGCUUGUGCUUAUCAAGCAGACGAGUGUUGUCCACAAUGUACCGCCCUAAUAAUGUUGUGCAGCAUGUAGGGGUCUUGGGAAGUGUCCUGCCAGUCUACGGUCUGCUGGACACAAGGUGUACAUUGGUUGCAGGCUCUACGGAAAUUUCAGCGGCGUCCGAAUAAUGAGUGUAAGGGAAGGAACGAACUGAGGACAGAUGAAAGAUAUAAUUAGCUUCAGUGAGAGCAUCUUUCUCAUGUCCAUACAAAAAAAAAAAAAACCGCCUUUAAAGCCUGUUGGUUCAUUUAUAUCGGUCAUCAUCAUUUGUAAUUCGCAUAGUUCUCUAAAGAAUAGAGCAAUUAUUUAUAUGGUUGAUUAUUUAUAAACGUUUCUAACUGUCGUGAAUAGGACAUCAGGUAGUUUCCGUAUUGAUGACCACAGCUGACUUGAAUAUUUCGAGUUGUGGGCAUUGGUAGUAAGCACAGCUUGUCUUUCUUGCCUCCUAGACCUUGUAGUCGCUUUGAAUGUUCAUCUGCCACGUUAUUCAUACGAAACUCGCCUUCACGUCGGCUGAGAGCCAAGCAAAAUUACAUUUUAACAAUUAAAAUGAAAGAGAAUGUAAAGCCUCAAAAUCUUUACCUAAACGGCGCGCUGUCGUCACAUAUAAGAACGAGUAACAGAUAUGAGUCACAAGGAUUUUGACACCAACGAGGGACAACAAAGUUCCUUCUUUUGCUUUCAUUUCUUCCUCGGUUCUUUUUCCAUGCCUUUGUCGGUUUGUCAUUAUAUGUUGAUCUCGAUUCCUUAACAAAGAUUUAGUAUGUGAAUCUCUUUGUCCUUUAUUAUGUACGUUCAUCUGAGUUUUCCGGUUUGAAUGUUAUUAUGUUCCUGCAGGUGUCAUCUGCUCAAGGCGAGGUCAGAGGCAAUACGCUCAGUCCAAUUAUUUGAUGACAGCUCCUGUUUCGUAUUUUUAAUUCCUCAAGGAAAAAGAAAGAUUCUAGCAGUUAGGAACACUGGUGAAUUAUUGACGAGUAGACUGCAAGGUUGUUCAGGAAGAGUUCAGCUUCUGUCAACCCGACCACAUUUGAUGGCCGGUUCUUCUCUUCCCCUUCUUCCCUCUUACAGUUGCUGUCAGUCCAGCAAGCCAGUUCUCAACGACCAUCACCACACACACACACACACACACAGUACAAAUAGAUGUCAUAGAAUUUAAUUCCGUUUCUCUAAAAUGACCUCAAUUUUUUUUCUUGUGAAGAUUAGUAUCUUUUUGCGGGUUCUCUUGCUUGGUGCUGCAUUUUUUGGUGGAAAAAUGAUAGGAGCAAAGAUUCUCUUUGAUAGGAGAGGAUAACUGGUGCACAGCAGCUUCGUGUACCUGAUACUGAGACCCUCUAGCACCUCGGCUGCAUGCGCACCUGAGCUUUGUAUUGUUUGUUGUUUAUCAGCCUGGAAAUGUGUGGGGACUAGGCUCAUUUUCCAAAGUGUGAAGCAAAAAAUGACAGCUGGCAUUUAUCAUUAGAAGAUGUACUUUGACUGUGGAGCUGAAAUUUUUUCUAGAUCCAUUGGACAUUUCGAGAAGGCCAUCCUUCACAAAGGGCAUAAGGCUUGUGGCCAUUAUACCCCAUCUUCCACAUGAAGUCAACAUCAAUCGGUCAGACUGUUUUGUCAAGUUUAGAAAGUAAAAUUAUGCCAAAUCUGUUACCGUAGGAGAAAGAUCCCCUUGGGAUGAACCAAUAAUAAUAAUGAAGGUAAUUUAUACGGUGCAUUUUCAUCAAGGCAUCCUGGGGCAACCAUUUGAAAAAAAAAAGGUAGGCGGGAGAGGGACAGAAAAUACCGUUGAUUCAGAUGAGAAGCAGGCCAUUUGAUUGUCGAUCUAAGAUACAUUUUUUUAAGACCAUGACUAAUGGCACAUUGCUGGCUAUUCAUUUUUUGCUCACUUGCAAAAUUCGCCACAGGCAGCCAAAUGCACUUUCUCCACUAAUAAUAAUUUUACAAAAAAUAGUCUUUUUACUGUUUAGAGUGAAAUUAUUCAAAGGGGCGAAGAUAUCGGCGAUGCAACCAUUAACACUUCUGGGUUAAUCUGGGCACAGAGACAAAAACUGUUAUUUUCUUACUCUCUCCGCACUACCGCAGUAAUGUCACGUGAUUAUUUUGUAGGAAGCGUUAUCAAACACGUGCAUUAGCUAUUUAAGUCUCGAAUGGAAAACAACCCUUCCCCUACAAAAAGAAAAGAAAAAAAAAACCCCAACAAGUUGAAAACUUUUCUCCAGUCUUUUGUCUCGCCAUGAAAUAUCCGUUAAAAAGAAAAUUCGACCUGAAAUGUGGGUUUAUCUUGCUUAAACAUAUGCUUCAUUAAAAAAAAGGAUGAAGAACCUUUCAACUUUUCCCUCUCUUCGAUGUCAUUGUACGCCAUCUCCAUUUUGUAUUUUUGGAGACAUUUGUAAAAGGCAAGCCUUGAGGAGAUAGCAUAUUGAUCAGGGGAAUAGGGGGAUAGCAUAUUGAUCAGGGGAAUAUGCUCUUGUAACUGGAUUUGAUGCGAGCAGUUGGUGAUGUGUUGCAGUUCCGAGGUGUUGUCUGCAAAAGGAAGACGGAGGAGAGAGAAUUUUAAAAAACCUGAACGGAAGCGCUUCAGACUGAAGGCUAUUCGCAAUUUUAAAGGCCGUUCCCUUGUAGGAAGCACCUACACCACCAAAGCUCAUUAUCUCAAAUGUGGCGAAAUGUCGUCAAGAAGCUUCCAGCUGUCUGUACACCCAGGCCUGUGCUUUACAAUUACAAAUGCACAAUUUUCUUUCUCUCCAAAAAGACAGAGGUUGUCUCUAACUCUGCUGCCACCGUCCAUAUUAGACACUUAAACUGGAGAACAUUUCUUUUCAACUUAAGACAGCGAAACAAAGAAUAAUUAAAUUAUGGCUGUUAUGUUAUUUAAACAAAUUCUAUUCCAAAUAAUCAGUGCAAUUAGUGAGGUUAGUGGAAAGAAUUGUCGCAGAGCUGGUGGCGUUCGCCUCAACUCGAGGUCGAGCAUUCAGUGGACAGACUCUGUUCUAAUCUGACAACCACCGAUGCCCGUGCUCACCUUUAGUAAGCAAAGCAAUGAAAGAAUUUCAUUAUCUUGGUUGAUACACCAUGUUGCAGAAACAAAAUAAAAUGUCAUUCCAUCGCAGAAUGAAAAUAAAAGUCGAUCAAAAGGAAAAUAACGAGACGCAUACACGAUACAGUUCUUGGACAUUUUACUUUCCUUUUUGCAACGUCGAACCACAUUAUUGUUUUUCUUCGAUUUGAGAAUUUUCUAGACGAUACAUUUCCUGAGCUUGUGACCUUCAUGUUAUCUGUGUUUCAAAAGACUGGAUGCUACAAGGAGAUUGUGCGUGUAAACUGUUUUUGUUGCUUGGUUUUGGCCAUCGAGGCUUUGUAGGCUCCCGUCUUUCCACGAGCAAAUCCUUAGCAGCACGUCUUCUAGAUUCGUAGCUUGUGAUAAUGCCAUCUUUAAUAUAGUUAUGUAGUUACUAUCUUUCUCAUCGUGUGGGCAUAAUCAUCUCAGUGUUUGAGUGGGUCAGACAUGAAGAUCUCAAUGCUGACACUCAUAUAUAUGCGCGUGCGUGUGUGUGUGUGUGCUUGAACGCUUGAACGUGUGUGGCCUUGUGUUAAUAAAGGUGUCCAAGUGUAUCCUGUUCGCAUGCAUGGACGAGACAAUGUAGGAUAUAUAUAUACAUUGCAAGUUUUGUAUGUACCGUCCUGCAGACAGACGUCUUCAAAAAAUACCCAGAGGAAAGGAAUGAAUGAAAAAGGGUCUUUAGUGCUUUCUUGCAUUUUUCUCGAAACCGUGAGAGGAAGUUUAUAGGAGCAUGAAAGGAAGUUUGAGAGGCUUAAAAGAGAAGAUAACCUACAUUUGCCUCUUGAUCUUUGGUUGUUUUUUUUUGUUUUUUGUUUUGUUUCUUUUUUUUUUUUUGGAAUGAGGGGAGGGGUAGGUCGGGGCUUCGUGAAUAAGCACCGGGAAGCAUGGAAGAUGAAUCUCUAGGGAAAAUCUUGAUCCAUGGAUAACCUCUAGUUAUCACAACCAGUUUCUAAUCCAUUUCUGUGAGGUCUUUACAGCGUUUUCCUGUUGUCACAUCCAUGAUAUCAACUGUCUCACUUCUCACAGAUGCCUCGGGUAUGGACGUGUGCAAAGUGUGUGCGCAUCUUCUAGGUUGAAAUUCCGCAGCCUAGGAAUUCAUGAUCAUCGGCUGAUUAACCAGAAUGAUCAUUUUAACACUCUUAUAUUUCCUUCGCAUGGAUUGUUCUGAGAUAAGAACAAUGACAACUAUGAUGAUGAUGAUGAUGAUGAUGAUGAUGAUGAUUGUUUUAAUGUAAGGUAUCUUCCUUGCAAAGUGCUACCACCCACAUGAGUUUAAUUUAAAGCUCACAAUCAUCAAGGAAGGCAUGCCAUGGACCGGUGGAACAGCCUUAUGUUUAACGAUUUUGUCACAUUUGUAUUAUCACAGCUACUUCAAUAGACAGAGCUUUUGUAAAAGUGUUCACUGGUGCCUGCAUUGCAUUCAGAAUCUACUUUAAAAAAUAUUCUAAUGCCUUUACAUAAUUAUAUUCGUCUUUUACAGCCUAGUGGGAUGCGAAAUUUUUGUGACUUGGAAAAGCUUAGUGCAAGAUACUACUUCCACAAAUCUGUGCGAAUACAUCCCGUCCCUUCACGACAUACAAACCUACAAAUAUUCCCCUACACCAAGAACGGUCUGACUUCAUGAUAGUACAAAGAAAAAGGUGUAGUUAACCCAGAUUUGGAAAAAUACUAUCUUGCACUGAACUUUAUAAAUCAUUAGAAGACAUUUGCAUUAGUCCUUUAAGUGUUGUCCUUCUGGACGUUGUGAAUGUGUUUGUGUGUGCUUGGUCUGCUCUAACGGACUUGCCUUUAGUGCAGCUCUGCUUUCGUCAUGUAAAGAGUAUAACCGAAUUCCUUUUUUUCCUCCAAUGUCGAAUUUAAUUCUUGUACUUGUGUUCUGUAAGUAAAUGUUGAGGAAACAUUACCUGAAAAGGUGUGUGACUACGUAACACAUUCUCGGGCAGCUGCCAGAAUGUGGAUUUUGACCCCGCGGUCAGGGUCAAAGAUGUGGCAUCUGUGUAAGGCUGAAAUUUGUUUCACAAUGAACUGCAGAGGUGUUGUACAAUCGUGUUGAGUGUCUGGUGGUCAGAUAUGAGGGAAAAGGAACUACUUGCGAUAAAAA
Pomacea canaliculata is the source of this 7958-nucleotide messenger RNA. RefSeq names its product pleckstrin homology domain-containing family A member 1-like. Bases 848 to 1924 code for a protein of 358 amino acids. The transcript has 13 exons. Lineage: Eukaryota; Metazoa; Mollusca; Gastropoda; Architaenioglossa; Ampullariidae. The record is from RefSeq and is a predicted model, not a curated record.